CCCCCGGUCUUGCGCACGUCCCGCACGCGGCCACGCCUCCCGCUCCCCCUCCCCUCGCCCAUGUCUGGCCAGUCCUCGCGCCCGGGGCAGGCGCCAAAGCCCACAGUCUUCCCGGAUACCCCCUCGCCGGCCGGGUACGACACCUACAGCGCGGGAUUGCUGUAUGGCGCGGAGCUGCCGGCCUUCGCGCGGCCCUCUCCGCGGGCCAUGGCGGAGGCACGCGCCGCGCGCGGGUCCCUCCUGACCACCCCGCUGCCGGGGGCGCCGAUGCACUUUUACGGCGGCUUCCCCCGGCCCGAGGACCCGGAGGCCGGGGCCCCCAUGCCCCAGGGGUCUGCCUCAAGUAGCGAGCCGGCCGACCUGGACCAGCGCCUGGGCGCCAUCGCCCGGGGGAAUCUCCUGCGCGCGCGGUCCGCCAUGGCCCUGUCCCCGGCGCUGCAUCGCUUCCGCCAGCAGGAGCUCCAAACCGAGCCGGCUGCCUGGGGGACCGGCUGCUGCCCCGACCCGCUGGUUGUCGGGCAUCGGGCAUCCUGCUUGCGAGCGUCGUCCUCUCCGGACCCGCUGGCCACGCCGGCGGCCCGGGAGUGGCGCUUUGUUCCGCUGUCCUCCUUCCGUUUCCAGCCGUACGCGCGCGAGGUGGCCGAGAUGGGCGCCGUGGCCGAGCGAGCGGACCUGGAGCAAACCCGCGCGCGCACGGUCCCUGGGCUGGCCCUGCCGGAGGAGUAUUACCUGGAGCGGCAGGCCAUCGUCCUCGGGGCCACGACCUUCCUGGAUCAGGAGCGCUUUUCCUUCUCCAAAUUCUUCGACACCCAGUACGCCCAGCGAUGUGAGUCGGCUCGGAACCGGGAGAUGAGCGUCCAGCUGGAGCCCCUGGCCGAGGGCCAGACGUCGGAGGACAUCACCGACACCGGGCCGCUGCACACGGUGUGCUGGUUCUCGCGCCUGUGCGAGGGGCCCACCGGCUGUGUGCAUGGUGCGUCCCUUCCCUCUCCUUCUCUGUCUCCACCCCCGGCCGACCCCCCAGGCGGCGGGCCCAUGGCCCGUUGGCCGUUUUCCGGCCCAUCCUCCUGGCCUUCCGUCCCCCGCGCCAUGGGCACCUGACACCCCGCCACUUGGCUGUGUGAUUCCGGGGGUGCCGUGCUCCGCCGCGCCCAGGCGGGGCCAUUGCCCUCCUUCACGAUGCCACCUGCGGUUCGAUGAUCUUCCGGAACUACGGGGUGGGCUAUGUGACGGCGCGCCUGUCCAUCGACUACCGGCGGUCCGUGCCGCUGGAGCACACGGUGGUCAUUUCGGCGCGCAUCAUCCGCAAGGUCGGCAACAAGCUGUUCAUCGAGAGCCGGUUCACCAACGACCCGCCCGGCGUGGAGGACUACUUUGCGGAGCCCGGCUCGCCAGCCGCCCCGGGGCUCCUCAUCUACAGCGUGGCCACGGCCCUGUUUGUCAGCAAGUACCCGGCCGGCCUGGGGUUCGACGAGACCAGCGACUACGUGCGCCAGGCGCGCCAAUUGCGCAUCCACGACCAGGUGGCCUACAACCGGGUGGCUCGCGGGACAUUCCACAACCUCUUGGCCGCGGCCAGCAUGAUCCAGCAGACCGGCUUGGAGUCGGCCACUGCCGAGGUCGAGCACUUCCGUGAGACCGGCCAGCGCCGGAUGAAGGCCCGGCUGUAGGAGAGGCGCGGAAGAGGGGGCAUGAGGGGAGGGGGAGGGCGGAGCCCCUUGCCUGAUCGUGCCCCGGCUUGGAUUCUCCGGCCAUGGCACAGUCGCGCGCGCACUUCCCCCCCCC
Messenger RNA from Fonticula alba, 1785 nucleotides. RefSeq lists its product as hypothetical. The record is from RefSeq and is a predicted model, not a curated record. NCBI's taxonomy places the organism in Eukaryota, Rotosphaerida, Fonticulaceae. The coding region runs from base 61 to 1101 and encodes 346 amino acids. The transcript is spliced from 3 exons.